GAUUUGGGUUGGGCUGGAUUGGUUGAAAAAGAAAGAAUUAGGCAUGGCCUCAAGCUCUGCAACAAGUUAAAAUCCAUUCGUUCCACUAACCACCAUCGCUACCCGAUGUAUUUCUGCACUGCAAAUCAAUAGCCACCGCAAGAUUUCUGGUCUUAGACUUUAGAACACCCCACACCAGUAUGGCUUCCGUUGUGAUCUCACGUAGACUCUCUCAUAAGUUACUAAAACCCUCUCCUUCCUCGUCUAUUUCCUCCCUUUUCAUCUCCCAUGGACCCCAAAACCACCCUUCCCUUGAUUCUAAUUCCAGUCUUUCUCAACAACCAACCUUAAACACUAAUCUCAAUAUCUCUAAUUCCUUUUCAAGCUUUCCUGCUCGUUACUCCACUCUGGAACACCAAUCACUAAUAGAUCCAGAACCCCCAAAUCUUACUCUCUAUUUUAUUAGAUCGUACUCUUGUUCUAGUACUAAAACCAGAGGUCAUGGCUUUACUCGUUCUAGUUUUUUUUCCGCAUCUGAUAUUGGAAAAGCCCAAAAUCCAGCUAAAACCCCUGAUUUCAAUCAAAAAGGUUCUAUUUUUACAAAAUCCAAAGAUUCUAGUUUGGAUAGUGAGCUGAAAAAUCCUAGAUUUAUUAGGUUGUUGAACCUUAAACCCAGAUAUUUUUCAAGUUCAAAUUCACCAUCAGAAUCCGAUAAGUCCCAAAACCAAAGCGAGCAUCCAAGCCAAAUCCCUGAUCUCAAACACCAAGAAAUUGAGGGACCAACUGUAGAAAGGGACCUCUCAGCUUUAGCCAAUGAGACCAGAGAGGUUUUGGAAAGUAUGAUGAAGAAUAUUUAUGGUCUGAGCAGAGCUGUUGCUGUGCUGGGUCUGGUUCAACUAGGACUUGGAGCCUUGAUCUCUUAUGUUACAAAAGCAACUCCCAUGACUGAGGUGUCAAUUCAAAGUUUUGUGGCUUUCGGAUUCCCUUUUACCUUGGCAUUUAUGUUGAGGCAAUCAUUGAAGCCAAUGUACUUCUUUAAGAAGAUGGAGGAGCUAGGAAGGUUGCAGAUUUUGACUUUAACACUUCAGGUUGCUAAAAACUUGAAUAUCUUCUUUGUGAGGGUUCGUGGGGUUUCCUUUUUGUGCAUUGCGGGGAUGUCAGUUGGGCUGUUGAUCACUUUGUUGUCAAGAUGAUUUCUUCCAUUUUGAUUUUUCAAGUCUCAGUUAUCAUAAUAAUAAAUGUUAAUUCUCAUGGUUAGAUUUUCUUUAA
Populus trichocarpa (black cottonwood) is the source of this 1248-nucleotide messenger RNA. RefSeq lists its product as uncharacterized. The transcript has a single exon. Lineage: Eukaryota; Viridiplantae; Streptophyta; Magnoliopsida; Malpighiales; Salicaceae. The record is from RefSeq and is a predicted model, not a curated record. The coding region runs from base 180 to 1172 and encodes 330 amino acids.